This is a messenger RNA of Miscanthus lutarioriparius, 1083 nucleotides long. The record is from the annotation of a GenBank genome assembly. NCBI's taxonomy places the organism in Eukaryota, Viridiplantae, Streptophyta, Magnoliopsida, Poales, Poaceae.
AUGGCGGACGCCGGCGACAACAGCAUGGCGCUGGUACACGCGCACCUGGCAGACUCCGCGGUGGCGCCGCCGCGGACGCUGAGGCAGAGGCAGAAGUGGGAGGUAGAGUACGCUCGCUACUUCGGCACGCCGCGGCGGGACCCCUCCGCGCCGCCGCCACCAGGGCUCCGCCACAUCAUCCGCGGCGUCCACCGCCACCAGGGAACCUGGAUUCCUGCCUCAUGCCCCGCUUCCCUCUACGUCUCCCACCCCAGCCUCCCCUCCGCAGUCCCCGUCCUCACCAUCUCCAUCGGCGACGUCGUCUUCGUCCAAUUCCUUUUCUUACUGAACUACUUGCCCAUCGCACAGGAGGAGCACUUUGUGUCGAUUCUCAACUUCUCUUGGCCUCAGGUUACUUGUGUGACACAGUGCCCCAUCAGAGGUAGCAGGGUGGUAUUCGUGAGCUUCUGUGAUAAGUCUAAACAGAUCCAGAAGUUUGCUGUACGUUUCCCACAGCUCUGUGACGCAGAAUCGUUCUUAAGUUGUGUGAAGGAAUGCUCAUGCGAAACCAUGGGCAUCAUACCGUCUGGAAGUGACUACGUGUGUGAAGAUUCAUCAGCAUCUGAAUAUAUUGCUUCUAAUGGACUUCACCACAGGCCGGAUGAUGCUUCAAGCUUUGAGGAGCGAAGUUCUGACCACACAAUAGAUGAACCACCAAUGAGCUACCAUGAGGAACCAGACCAGCCUGUUCUUGAACCUCUCAGUGCUGACAACACUAGUAACAGCUACUCUGCUUUCCCUCCUAGUUUCAAUGAAAUGCUGACAAAUUGUUCAAUUGAUUAUGACCAAGAGGAACCCUGUCCAUUGGCUGCAUCAAAGCAUGCCUUUCAAGAGGUGUAUGCACUGGACACUUCUCAUGAUGUUGCCAAUGAAGAAACGACUGCUGGUAAAGGAAUGGAUGCUGGUGAGGGAGUUGAUACCAGUAUAUUAACAAAUGACAUAAUGGCACGGAUAAAGACAUAUAUGGCUGAUGAAUCCUUUAAUGAUAUGUUGUUCAAGCUUGAUAAAGUCAUUGAUGAACUUGGUGGUGACAUGUCGCUGUAG